UCUCUUGCUUUUACCGACCGAAGGUAAAGCUAAUAGUAUUACGGUUGGCUUAAAGCGAAGCUAUGGAGAUUUGGAAGGGAAAAAGCUCUCUGAGUCUGAAGACUUCAGAGACAAAAGCUCCCUAUCAAACCUCUUUGAUUCUGCGAAAAUGCGAGGUUUUCUCGUUAAACUUAGGGUUUCUCUGUUUCCAUGGCGUCGCCGAGCUCGUUCAGGCCAGUUAUCCUUCCUGAGGCGCUUCCCAAACAAGGAUAUAAAGAGGGCUACAGCUGGUUUCAGCAGAAGUUUUGUUAGCCUUUCUAGUGGUCCAGUUUAUAAAGCAAAGUUUCAAGAUGGCUUCAUGGCCAUGGUAAAAGAAGUGAAAGCUUUUCCUCAAGGAAAGGAUGCCUUUUAUAGGGAGGUCCAACUCAUUGGCCAGUUAAAUCAUUGCCACCUUGUUGGGCUCAGAGGGUUUUCCACAGGAUGUGAGAGAUUUCUCGUGUUGGAAUACGUUGAAAAUGGGAGCCUGAAGGAGCAUCUUACCGACCCUCUUAAGACUCCCUUGAACUGGAAGACAAGGCUGCGGAUCGCCACUGGAGUUGCAGCUGCAUUGGAAUACUUAUAUUUCUUCUGUAACCCACCUAUCUAUCACGUGUGCAUCAAUUCAAGAAAUGUUUUGUUGGAUGAGAACUUCAAUGCCAAGCUGUCUGAUAUUGGCCUUCUUGGUUCUUGUGGAAAUCAUAUUGCCAAGUCAUAUACUUUAUGUUCCAGAGGUUGUAUGGAUCAGGAAUGCAGAAACAUAAUCUUUCAGCUUGGAGUGCUGCUUCUUGAGCUAGUAACUGGUCAACCUUCAGAGGAUGAUGGUACUGACUUAGUCAAGUGGGUCCAGGAUUCAAACUUUCUGAGAUCCAUGCAUAAGAUGGUAGACCCAGACCUUGGAAAUACUUAUGAUUUUAUAGAGCUUAGAACUCUUUUAACUGUAGCAAGAUUGUGUACCAAAACUGACGGAAACCCAAAAUUUGUCAGACAGAUACUUUUGUAUCUCCAAAGAAAGGUAAAACCCUAAGUUCUGCUUGCCUAA
This is a messenger RNA of Macadamia integrifolia, 1057 nucleotides long. RefSeq names its product probable receptor-like protein kinase At1g49730. Gene Ontology annotation, molecular function: ATP binding; protein kinase activity. The coding region runs from base 149 to 1042 and encodes 297 amino acids. Gene Ontology annotation, biological process: protein phosphorylation. Gene Ontology annotation, cellular component: plasma membrane. Lineage: Eukaryota; Viridiplantae; Streptophyta; Magnoliopsida; Proteales; Proteaceae. The transcript is spliced from 7 exons. The record is from RefSeq and is a predicted model, not a curated record.